Messenger RNA from Zingiber officinale, 1914 nucleotides. RefSeq names its product glucose-6-phosphate/phosphate translocator 1, chloroplastic-like. Lineage: Eukaryota; Viridiplantae; Streptophyta; Magnoliopsida; Zingiberales; Zingiberaceae. Gene Ontology annotation, biological process: transmembrane transport. The transcript is spliced from 5 exons. Gene Ontology annotation, molecular function: triose-phosphate transmembrane transporter activity; antiporter activity; phosphoglycerate transmembrane transporter activity. Gene Ontology annotation, cellular component: Golgi apparatus; membrane. Bases 383 to 1588 code for a protein of 401 amino acids. The record is from RefSeq and is a predicted model, not a curated record.
GCCGGUCGCCACCAAAGUCAUCACUGUCACCAAACACUCUCUCCCUCCUCUCCCACCUGCCCCCGUAAAACUACGUCCGUUCCUUUUGUACAUCUCCUCCACUUCCGCCAAAUCGAUCGCUGAUUGCGCUUCCGGCGACGUCUACGGUGGGCGUGGCGGAAGCAGAUAAAGAAAGUCAGAUUUUUUCUGGGGUUUUGGAGUGUUUAGGCUGUGGCGAGGAUCGAAGUCCGUGAGAUUUUUCAGGCUCUGCUUUGUCGGUUCCUUCGUUGUUAUCGACGCGAGGGCUCCGUCCGAAUCAUCGCCUCUUCUGUCGGAUUCUCCGCCUCCGCGUGCCCUAAAGAUCCCUCUCUGAUCACCUCGAGGGAUUGCGUCGUUCGUGAAGAUGAUCGCCUCUGUGAAUCACUCCACCGCCGGGAUCGGCGUGAUUGGUCUCGUCCGGCACAGGGUGCCUUGUGUUAGACCUCGGAUCGCGUCCGCUCAUCCCGUAUCUGCGAUCACAAACCUUGGUUUGUCAGUUUCCUCCCUGAAACCCCCUUAUCUCGCGAUUCCCAAGGGGCUUGGGCUUGGCUUCGUCCGGAGAGAUGGAGCUUCGUCGGCUGCGGAGCCCCGGGGUCUCCAUUUCAAGUGCGAGGCUCACGAAGCUGAUAGAUCGGAGGUCCCUGAGAUCUCCGCUGGGGAGGCUCGUUCGGUUGCCGCCCGGAGGGUAAAGAUCGGCAUCUACUUCGCCACUUGGUGGGCUCUCAACGUCGUCUUCAACAUCUACAACAAGAAGGUCCUCAACGCCUUCCCUUACCCAUGGCUAACGUCCACCCUCUCCCUCGCCACGGGCACCCUCAUCAUGCUUAUCUCCUGGGGGACCAGAAUUGCCAAGCCCCCCAAGACCGAUUUCAAUUUCUGGAAAGCCCUUGCACCGGUGGCGGUGGCACACACGAUCGGGCAUGUGGCGGCGACGAUAAGCAUGUCGAAGGUGGCGGUUUCGUUCACCCACAUAAUCAAAAGCGGGGAGCCAGCUUUCAGCGUGUUGGUCUCACGGUUUCUGCUGGGAGAGACUUUCCCUGUGCCGGUUUACCUCUCUCUAGUCCCGAUCAUUGGUGGAUGUGCUCUAGCUGCUGUGACAGAGCUCAACUUUAACAUGAUUGGUUUCAUGGGUGCGAUGAUAUCAAACCUUGCGUUCGUCUUUCGCAACAUCUUCUCAAAAAGGGGGAUGAAGGGGACGUCUGUUAGUGGAAUGAACUAUUAUGCUUGCCUCUCUAUCCUGUCCCUGUUGAUACUCACACCAUUUGCUAUCGCAGUUGAGGGACCCCAGAUGUGGGCUGCAGGUUGGCAGACAGCACUUUCCCAGAUUGGCCCCAACUUUGUUUGGUGGGUAGCUGCUCAAAGUGUCUUCUACCAUUUAUACAACCAAGUCUCUUACAUGUCCUUAGAUGAGAUCUCUCCUCUGACGUUUAGCAUUGGCAACACAAUGAAGAGAAUAUCUGUCAUUGUCUCAUCCAUCAUAAUUUUCCAUACUCCUGUCCAACCUGUCAAUGCACUGGGAGCUGCCAUCGCCAUUCUUGGAACUUUCUUGUAUUCCCAGGCGAAGCAGUAAAAUAUUACAAGGCAUGGAUAUAAAGUGGGCGGCGGCUUCAGUAGUAACAGGCUUUGGUCAAGGAGAUUUUGUGAUGAGUUCGAUAGCAGCCUCCUCUUAGAUUAUACUACGAAUAUAUCUAGAUUUGUGGAUUGGGCAUAUUAAUUAUGCUAUUUUAUUUUUUAUUUUUUUUAAACAUGUUUAUGCUCCUGACGCUUCUCAUCAGGCAGUUGUAGAAUUGCUUUAAUUUCCAGUUUCAAUAGUUUGCUACAAUAAUACAUGUUUGGCAAGUUGUAUUGUUGGGAAAACCCUUUAUCAGAAAAUGAUGUUUGCUUAGCUACCUUCAA